Molecule: messenger RNA, 954 nt
Organism: Pyrenophora tritici-repentis Pt-1C-BFP
Lineage: Eukaryota; Fungi; Ascomycota; Dothideomycetes; Pleosporales; Pleosporaceae
Product: DUF1421 multi-domain protein
Source: RefSeq, a predicted model, not a curated record
AAGGUACUUGGGUACUUCAACUCGAGUUUGAGAAUUUCCUAGGUUAUGUUUUAAGGGUUCUCAUUACCAUCGCAAAAGAAUCACAGAAAAACAAACGGCAACAAUGUCAGCACAGCCGCAAUACAGUACAAAUCACCUCCAUGAGACUCAACGACACCUGCUCUCUCCUACCCUCUCCUCUCCCGGCUUCUCUUCCGGCCACCCUUCACCCCUAAUGCACCAAGGCCCACCAUCACCAGACUUUGAUGCCAUCAAAAAAGCCCAGAAAGAAGAUGCCCGUCUAAAAUCCCUCAUCCGCCGCCUACGCAUCAUAUCGCGCACCCUCGCCUUCCUCCUCUCCCUUGGCGUCCUGAUCCCCAUCACUCUAACCCUCACAAAAUUCCUCUCCACAAAAGAAACCUACCGCACCGUCACCCUCGCGGACGGAACAUCAAACACACGUACCGCGUGGGCCAAGAAUACGCGACCAUGGCCCACAUACAUGUACUUCUCCGUCGCCGUCGUGUCGACUAUCCUCCACGCCGUCACACUCUUGGCAUACUGCUGCAGCGUGGGUAAAGCGAAUACCGUAAACACAGUCACCAGCGUAUUUUCCUGGAUCGUCAUGCUGGGUAAUGUGGGUGUUUGGGCCGCGGCCGUGGGUGUGUAUCGUAUGCAGAAGGACUGGCAUGGUAUUAGUAAUGAUUUGUGGGGGUGGACGUGUAGUCAAGGUGCAUCGAAGAUCCAGGUUGAGUUUGAGGGAGUGCUGGAUUUUGAAAAGUAUUGCUCGGUGCAGAGUGUGAGUUGGUUUGUGGGGCUUGCGCAGGCGGGUGCGGCGGUGCUGACGGUGGUAGUUUAUGUGCUUGUAUGGGCGAGGAGGGGUUCGAAGAAGGAGUUGAAGAGGAUGAGUAAGGGGCAGUAUGAUAUGAUGGAUUUUACUAUGGUUCAAUAGUUUGGGAAUAUGUGAUGACUGUA